UCCGAAGAUGGAGGAAGAGGAAAGCGGGCUUAGCCUUAGCUACAGCUCCGCCGCCUUCGUUUCCAGGACCAGCUGCGGGGCGCAAACACACGACCGCUAAGCCCGGGAAAGCGGGGAGAGAAGGAAGCGGCGCCUUGGCGAAACCAACCCCGGGAGGGAGGAUGGUGGCGUCGUUUCCCUGCACGCCCCGCUGAGCACUGCACUUUGAUUAUGGAAGUGGAGGCUAUUGAUGGAUACCUGCCCUCAAAUUCCAUAAAGCGGGAAAUGCAAAGCGAUGAUGAGGAUUCUAGCAGAAAGCAUCUAAAGCGGGAAGAUGGGAUCAUUGGGCAGGAUGAAGGGAGCAGUUUAGAAGAGCCCCUGAUUGAAAACCAGGAGAUUGGGGAAAACAGAAAAAUGCAGGAGCUGUCAGGCGAGGGAGGAAUCCGGCUUCCGAAUGGUAAACUGAAAUGUGACGUCUGUGGCAUGGUUUGCAUUGGGCCCAAUGUGCUUAUGGUACAUAAAAGGAGUCACACUGGUGAGCGUCCCUUUCACUGUAAUCAGUGUGGAGCUUCCUUCACCCAAAAGGGGAACCUACUGAGGCACAUCAAAUUACACUCCGGGGAAAAACCAUUCAAAUGUCCCUUUUGUAGCUAUGCCUGCCGAAGAAGGGAUGCUCUCACAGGACACCUCAGGACACAUUCUGUAGGUAAACCUCAUAAAUGUAACUACUGUGGACGAAGCUACAAACAGCGCAGUUCUUUGGAGGAACACAAGGAACGCUGUCACAACUACCUUCAAAAUGUCACCAUAGAGGCCGCGGGGCAAGUGAUAAGUCAUCAUGUCUCUGCUAUGGAAGAUUGUAAGGAGCAAGAAGCUGGGAUGGACAACAAUGUUACUCUGGUGCCUUUUGAAAGACCUGCUGUUAUAGAGAAGCUGACAAGCAACCUGGGGAAGCGUAAAAACUCCACCCCACAGAAGUUUGUGGGUGAGAAGCUCAUGAGAUAUGGUUAUCCAGAUAUUCAUUUUGAUCCAAGCUUACCAUAUGAGAGAGAUGCUGAGCUGAUGCAAACUCACAUGAUGGACCAAGCAAUCAACAAUGCAAUCUCCUACCUUGGGGCAGAGGGACUUCACCCAUUGAUGCAUCACACUCCAAGCACAAUUGCUGAUGUGGCACCUGUCAUAAAUUCAGCUUACGCUCAAGUCUACAAUCCCAGCAGGAUAGAAAGACCAGUAAGCAGAGGAACCACUGACAGCAAUGACAAUAACAUGGAUGGCCCUCUCUCCCUCAUCAGACCAAAGAGUCACCCCCAAGAAAGAGAGGCUUCGCCUAGCAAUAGCUGCCUCGAUUCCUCUGACUCGGAGAGCAGCCACGAAGACCACCAGUCCUUUCAAGGAAACCUUGCCUUAAAUCCCAAGCAAAAGCAAAGCCCAGCUUACAUGAAGGACGACUCCAAGGCUUUGGAGAUCAGUAAAGCAUCAAAGAGCUCUCUAAAGGAUAUCUAUAAGGUCUUCAAUGGAGAAGGAGAGCAGAUAAGGGCAUUUAAGUGUGAACACUGUCGAAUUCUUUUCCUAGACCAUGUCAUGUACACCAUCCAUAUGGGGUGUCAUGGCUACCGGGACCCUCUAGAAUGCAACAUUUGUGGAUACCGGAGUCAGGACCGUUACGAGUUCUCUUCCCACAUUGUCCGAGGAGAACAUACAUUCCACUAAGCCUUCUUUCCCAAAGGAGACACUGAAGUAGAAAAACAAAUACUGCACAUGAAGAAAUACUGCACUUGCAAGCCCACUUUUCCUCAGAUGUUGACACAGCUCUUCUCGUUGGUUCUCUUCCUUGCAGCUAUUUUUAAUUAUUGUUAUUUGUGUUGUUGCUGUUUUGGGGAUCCAGUCUCACCUCACCACCAGUGGUGAGGUGAGAAGGAAGGGAAGGAGGGACCAGAGAGUAGUUUGGCUUUUUAUUUUUGCUAUGAAAAUGGGUGUUGCCCUUUCCUAGUGGAAAGCGAAAGGGAGUUCAUUUCUGUCACAAUUUCCAUAUAGUUUUUCACAUGCUGAACUCAGCAAGGUGCUCUGACGUCUUAGCAAAUUGCCAUUUGGGGAGAAAAUAAUAAUUUCAAAAGAAUAAAUCUCCUUUAAAUCUGUAGCUAAAGUUUUGUUCAGGAUGAGAGAUGAAAUUCUUAUUCUAGCAAAAGGGGUAUUAUGCUUAGGGACAGGGAGAGGUUUCACUUAAGACUAAAUAUAUUCUAUAGAUUUAGGAGCACCAGUAAAUAUCAAGGUUUGCUUGGAAGUUAUUUCCUGAGGUGAGGUUCUUUCUUUUAAGGUAUUGGUUGUCUGGAAUGUAAAUGAAUUGUUUAUAUCUAAAUACUAAAUCACGUAACUGAGAUUUGAUUGUUCACAGGAUGUGACAGCCUUCAGGAAAUCUGAAAACAUGAAACGUUAUUUUACUUAUCCUGAUAUGCACUUUUAAAAAAGAAAGCAAAUUGCUAGGAUGCUUUUAUGUCAUUCAUUUCCAAGCUCCCUAUAGGUCUGUGUGUGUUUUAAAGAUGUUUGGUUGAUUAACAAUUGGGUAUGUUUACUCAAAAGUAAGCUUCACUUCGUUCAGAAGGAGUUUCUUUCCUAGUAAAUAUUCUUAGCUUAGAAAUACAGAUAUGAAUAUUUAUCUAGCAGGUUUUGCUGCUUUAGAGUCUCAAAUACGCUCAUUGCAAAUGCAUUUGAACUCUGAAAUACUUAUAUUUUUCAUUUUUGGGGGGUGGUAUGAAACAUUAAGAAACUGAAUAAACUAAGGCAGUGUUUCUCAACCUUGGC
Thamnophis elegans (Western terrestrial garter snake) is the source of this 2778-nucleotide messenger RNA. It is a transcript of the gene IKZF2, whose product is annotated as IKAROS family zinc finger 2. NCBI's taxonomy places the organism in Eukaryota, Metazoa, Chordata, Lepidosauria, Squamata, Natricidae. The record is from RefSeq and is a predicted model, not a curated record. Gene Ontology annotation, molecular function: DNA-binding transcription factor activity; RNA polymerase II cis-regulatory region sequence-specific DNA binding. Gene Ontology annotation, biological process: regulation of transcription by RNA polymerase II. The transcript is spliced from 7 exons. Bases 211 to 1689 code for a protein of 492 amino acids.